GGGAAACAGUUCAAUACUCAGGAAAUUAGCGUUUCUGAAGUCUUCAUAGUAGUGUGCUGCUAGUAAACUAACGUAAAUGAAAUGGAACAGCUGAUAACACUGUCCCAAAAUGUCAAUAACAAUCAAUGACGUUUCGUAUUGAAAAUUAGUAAUUCCAAUUCAAAUCUACCUUCUUUCUAAAAUGGAUUUAAUAAUAAUUUCUAAGCUCGUGGUAAAAUAAUGUUGAAGAGAUAAUUUAUUUAAACAUACAAUUACGAAAUAGAAUAUACAAAAAUGACUACGAAAGAACUAUACACGAAGGGUGCCCGGAUAUGGGUGGACCAUCCAGAGAAAGUGUGGGAGAGUGCCACAGUAACAGCAGACUACCGUUCCGGAGUCCUCAUCGUCAAACUGGACCAGUCCGGGGAGAUACGACAAAUAAAGAUAACGGAUGAGAAACAAAUGCCUCCAUUAAGGAAUCCGUCACUGCUCAUAGGUCAAAAUGACCUCACAUCGCUGUCUUACUUGCACGAGCCAGCCGUACUGCACAACCUGAGGGUCAGAUUUUGCGACCGCAACGCCAUCUAUACGUACUGCGGUAUUGUACUGGUCGCCAUUAACCCGUACUAUGAUUUACCCAUUUAUGGCGAUGAAACCAUCAUGGCGUACAGAGGUCAGUCCAUGGGGGACCUUGACCCUCACAUAUUCGCUGUGGCAGAGGAGGCAUACACUAAACUGGAGAGAGAGAAGAGAGAUCAGAGUAUAAUCGUGAGCGGUGAAUCCGGGGCGGGUAAAACAGUUUCGGCGAAAUAUGCAAUGAGAUACUUCGCGGCAGUGGGCGGGAACGCCAGCGAAACGCAGGUCGAGAAGAAGGUGCUCGCCUCGAGCCCUAUCAUGGAGGCCAUAGGCAACGCGAAGACGACCAGAAACGACAACUCCUCCCGUUUCGGCAAAUUCAUAGAGAUCCACUUCGACAAUUCGUACCGGAUAUCCGGCGCCAGUAUGCGCACUUAUCUCCUGGAGAAGUCCCGCGUUGUCUACCAGAGUUCCGGUGAAAGAAACUACCAUAUCUUCUAUCAGCUGUGUGCGGCCGCAGUUCAUAUGCCGCAACUUAAAUUAGAUCACCAAGACCACUUUCAUUAUUUGAACCAAGGCGGCAGUCCCAACAUAGACGGGGUUGACGAUUUCAAAACGUUCAACGAAACAAGAAACGCACUCUCAACACUGGGUGUAACAGACACAGAACAACAGAACAUGUUCACAAUAUUGGCGGCCAUCUUGCAUCUGGGUAACGUGGAUUUGUGCGAGAGUGACCCGGAUGUGAGCCCGGGACAAGAGGCAGAAGAUGGGGCUUAUAUAAGCUCGAACGAUAAACACCUAGCCACCGUCUGCUCGUUACUCGGUCUAUCCAAACUAGAACUGCUAAGAUGGCUGACGCACAGACGGAUAGCGUCAGCCCACGAAGUUAUAGUGUCCAGAAUGGACGUACAAAGAGCUAUAUUUGCUAGGGACGCGCUUGCGAAAAGGCUGUAUGGAGAAUUGUUCGCGUGGUUGGUGCAAGCAGUUAACAGAGCUUUGGACACGGGACACGCGAAAAAACACUUUAUUGGCGUUCUCGACAUAUACGGCUUCGAAACGUUCGAGAUCAACUCUUUCGAGCAGUUUUGCAUCAACUACGCUAACGAGAAGCUGCAGCAGCAGUUCAACUCGCACGUCUUCAAGCUGGAGCAGGACGAGUAUAUUAAGGAAGAGAUAUCCUGGAAAAUGAUAGACUUCUACGACAACCAGCCGUGCAUAGACCUUAUAGAGGAUCGUUUGGGGAUCCUUGCAUUGUUAGACGAAGAAUGCAGGGUGCCCCAAGGCUCAGACCAUGGGUUUGUUCAGAAGCUGCAUGACAAAUGUUCCAAGUACCCUCACUUCAUGAAACCGCGCUUUGGGAACGCUGCGUUCAUAAUAAAACAUUUCGCUGACAACGUGGAAUACCAAUGCGGUGGUUUCCUCGAAAAGAACCGAGACACGGUCUCCGAGGAGCAGUUGGAAUGCAUCAGAUCUGCGACAUGUUGCCGUCUCGUUCACACAAUGCUUACUCCCGAGAGAUCGACGGAGCAAACUGCCACUCUACCGCCUCCUUCUAGAAGGAGAACUACGCCUUCCGUGCAACCGGCUAGUUUGACGCAACCUCCCCGCCGUGCCUCAGGCCAGAAGCAAACCGUGGGCUCUCAGUUCCGAGCGUCACUAUUUGCUCUAAUGGGAACUUUGUCCGCGACCACUCCGCACUAUGUGCGAUGCAUCAAGCCCAAUGAUACAAAGGAAGCUUUCCAGUUCCACCCCGCCAGAGCUGUCAAUCAACUUAGAGCUUGUGGUGUAUUAGAAACAAUAAGGAUAUCAGCCGCAGGUUUUCCCUCCAGGUGGCUCUACCAAGACUUCUUCCAUAGAUAUCGCCUUCUCUGUCUCCACAAGGAGAUCGACCGCGGCGACAUCAAGGGAACCUGCGGCCGAAUCCUCGCCAAACAUCUGAAAGAUCCAGAUAAAUACCAGUUCGGCAAGACGAAAAUAUUCUUUAGGGCUGGACAGGUGGCGUAUUUAGAGAAAAUACGCGCGGACAUACAACGUUUGUACUGCGUUAGGGUCCAAAGUUGCGUGCGUCGAUUCGUCGCAAGACAGAAGUAUUUGAGACUCACUAGAGCUUUAAGAGGAUUGCAAGCAAGGGCUAGAGGAUUCCUGGCCAGAAGGAAAGCACAGGAAAUCCGUCGCAAUCGUGCAGCUAUCAAACUGCAGCGAAACAUUCGCGGUUGGCUGGCCAGACUGAAGUAUCAGAGAUUGAGGCGAUUGGCGAUAGGAUUGCAGGCUGUAGCCAGAGGAUAUAUGGCUAGAAGGCUGUAUAGAGACAAGAGGAUGGUUAGAGCGGUAAUGGAAAUACAGAGGUACGCACGCGGCUAUCUCGCUCGCCAGAGGGCCAAUCAGAUGAGACGGCGAAUCGUUAUAGCGCAAUCUGCUGUGAGACGUUUCCUUGCGCGUCGACAGUACAAGCGCUUGCGCAUAGAAGCAAGAAGCCUCGAUCACGUCAAGUCACUUAAUAAGGGUUUGGAGAACAAGAUCAUAAGUCUACAGCAGAAGCUAGGAACUGCCCUGGAAAGAGCGAAGGCUAUAGAUCCUUUACAACAGCAAAUCGUCGAGCUAAGAGCUAAACUAGAACUACUCAAAUUAGUAGAAAUCGAAGCGAAAUCAUUGAGAGCAGGCAACAACGACAAGGACAGCCUUAUAGCCGCUUUACAAGCUGAGCUUACGAGCGAGAGAGAUAGCAAUAAACGGUUAAUAGAAGAGAAGAAAGAGAUCGAACAAGCUUAUAAGAAGGAGAGAGAAGAGUGGCAAGCGGAGAGCAAGAAGUUGGAAGACGAAUUGAGAAGUAAUAAAGAACAUUAUGAGAUGGCUAUUGAAGAACGCGACAAACAGAAUGAACUGGAGAAGAAGAAUCUAUGCGAAGAGUUGGAAGCCGAGAGGCAGAGCCGACAGAAGUUGCUCUCUUCGCAAUACGAGCUGCAAGAAAGAGUCGACUCUCUGCAAAGAGCUCCACCAACAAAGGAGCACAGAAGAUCAUUGUCCGACGCCAGCAAUACUUCCCAACAGGAAACGGCGGUGGAAGAUGAUUAUGGGUAUGGAUCCGUAAGAUCUGUGGAAAGCACCCGUCCUGCCUUAGAAGCUGUCAACUGGUCUGCAGGCUCUCAUAAUGGACCAAUGCCGAUCGCCGACGCUGGUCUGGUGUUGAGAAUGCAGAACAGAAUAUCUGCUCUUCAGAGCGAACUGUCUAGGACAGCAAAGCGAGCGAAUGAUUUAGAAGAACGACUUAUGAAUCGCCUCUCCUCGCCUCCUUCGAACCCCAACAUCGACAGAUUCAAGGUCGAAGAGUUGGAGAUAGAAAAUAAGAAGCUUCGAGAACAUUUGGAUAGAUUGAGAGCUGCCGGAGAUAGUAUUUUGGUAUCCAAAGAAGUUAUAGAACAAUUGGGUAUAAUGCAACAAGAAUUGGACAGGAGACGUGACGAAUGCAUACAGUUGAAGAGCGUACUCUCCAAUCAGAAACCAUGGUUCCAACAAGCUCUGAAAAAUGUCACGGUGAAUCUAAAGUCGCUCGCUACAUCCAACUACGGCUCCGAUGUUGACAUUAUUAACGAAGACGGAGAGCUUGCAUCCGCCUAUGAAGCGCAGAAGGGAAUAAAUAGACAAUUACAAGAGGAAUUAACUGCCGAGAAGAAGUUCUACUCCGAACACAUAACCAAGACUAAAGCAGAGAUAGACAGACUUCGAGAGGAGAAUGAGAAAUACCAGAAGUUGCUAAGCGCAGACCUGAGUCAAGAGCCAAAGAACAAAAAUCAAGAGUUCGCUCAGAAUGAGAUUAUACGAUUGGCUGCGGAAAGCUUAGCCUUACAGGAACGCGUCGACAAGCUUUCUGAAAGCUGCCGCCGCUACAAGAAUCAAAUACGACUCCUGGUCAACAAACUGAGGGAGGUCGGGGUAGAAGAUGUCAACGAUAUAUUAGAGAACACUGACACAGUAGUGGCGGUGAACUCCUCACUUCCGCUAGAGGUCGCUGUAACCCGCAAGAAGGAGAGAGAAUACCUUGGAAUGUUCGAAUACAGAAGGCAAGAUGAACCAGCCAUUAUUAAGAAACUCAUUACUGAUCUGAAGCCCAAAAUAGCGAUCACUCUUCUCCCGGGCCUUCCCGCCUACAUUCUAUUCAUGAUGCUGCGACACACGGACCACGUCGACGACGAACCUAAAAUGCAUCAGCUGAUGAAAGCCGUCCGCAUCGCCGUCAAGAAAACCGUCAAGAAACGGAGCGACAGCGUCGAGUACAACGCGUUAUGGCUAGCCAAUAUGCUCAGGCUACUGAACAAUCUCCGUCAAUAUAGCGGCGAUGAAAUGUAUCAAGUAUCGAAUACGCCGCGUCAGAAUCAACAGUGCCUGCGCAUAUUCGACCUCUCCCAGUAUCGACAGGUGGUCAGCGACUGCGCCGUCUGGAUAUAUCAGGGCCUGAUCCACUUACUGGAGCGCCAGCUGGAGCGUCUAAUAGUGCCCGCCAUACUCGAGCACGAGGAGAUAUCCGGCCUAUCAGGCCCUCCCAGGAGCCCGGUGCCACCUUCGACCCCCGCCCCGGGCCCGGCGCGACUCAAAAACGAGCUAUCUGCCACCAGCGAUACUCUGCGGGCCCACGCCGUCGCCCCGCCCUUGGCGAGAGCUAUAUACAAACAGUUAUUCUACUACAUCUGCGCGUACAGUUUGAAUCAGCUACUACUCCGCAAAGACCUGUGUUGCUGGGCCAAAGGUCUGCAGAUCAGAUACAAUAUCUCACACCUGGAGACCUGGAUCAAGGAACAUUUGGCUGAAUACGGACAGAAGAGCGUUGAAGAGAUUCUCGGUGUUUUGAAGCCAAUUACUCAGGCUGUGCAGCUCCUUCAAGCCCGCAAAUCAAUGGCCGAUGUGCAGAGUACAGUCGAUAUGUGUUCAGACUUAACGGCCAUGCAAGUGUGCAAGAUCCUAAACAUGUACACACCUGCCGAGGAAUAUGAAGUUAAAGUGACCCGUGAGUUCAUUCACGAGAUACAGAAGAAGAUGCAGGAGAAGGCUGGAAGCAACGCCGACAAGGAGCCGCAAAACCUCCUGAUGGACUCGAAGAUGAUAUUCUCCGUGCAAUUCCCGUUCGAUCCGUCGCCUAUAAGGCUGGAGGCGAUCGAGUUGCCAGAAGUACUGGAACUUGAAGGACUACUCGUCAAGAUAUAAGCGCGAGUAAGUGAAAUUUGUUAACAAGUUACAAGGGCUGUUUUUUGUGUUUAUUUAUUAAUUAAUUAGAGGCCGCACGCGAUUAC
Molecule: messenger RNA, 5840 nt
Organism: Chilo suppressalis (striped riceborer)
Lineage: Eukaryota; Metazoa; Arthropoda; Insecta; Lepidoptera; Crambidae
Source: the annotation of a GenBank genome assembly